AUGGCGUCCGAAGACGAAGACUACUUUCUCCCACCGGAGCAACAGCGCCCCUUCAGCUCCGGUAUUCGCCGCAAACGCGUGCAGUUCGUGCGCUCCUCCAAUUUAGACACAACAACAGCCCCGACGCCCUCCUCCUCCUCCGGCGUCAGCAUCGCAGACACCUACCUCUCUAUCGUGAUGAAGCAGCCAGUCGCAAGCACUUCGCCGAGUACACCAACCCAGCGCCCACCAGCACCACCAAUCCGCAUACACUCCGCGCCACCAACUCAAAACAUAACCCGCCCGCCUCUACCCGCAGCCCCAGAAUACUGCGGCGUGUGCAAUCUGGCUCUCCCAUCACAAGCCGCAGCAGACGAAACAGACAAAAAAUCACGUCCCCAUGAAGCCUCUCUCGCACACCAGAUUUGUCUCGCCCACUCCCACCCGCCAUCCCACCUCGACCGCACGCGCUCAGGUCUUCGAUACCUUUCUACCUACGGCUGGGAUCCUGACAGCAGGCUUGGGCUUGGCGCAUCGGGCCGUGAGGGUAUCCGUGAACCUAUCAAACCUCGCGUCAAGCAUGGUACUGCUGGACUGGGAACUGGGCUUGAUCGGGAUGGAGAUCCGUUGCCGCCUAGACCGGUGCCGCCGGCGAAGGUGCAGAAGCUUAAUUCGAAGCAGGUGCGGAAUAAGGUCGCGGAGGAUAAGAAGAGGGCGGAGAGGAUGAGGAAGGCUUUUUAUCAGAAUGAUGAGGUUUUGAAGUAUCUUGGGGAGGGAGUGUAG
Penicillium digitatum Pd1 is the source of this 762-nucleotide messenger RNA. RefSeq names its product putative G-patch domain protein. NCBI's taxonomy places the organism in Eukaryota, Fungi, Ascomycota, Eurotiomycetes, Eurotiales, Aspergillaceae. Gene Ontology annotation, molecular function: nucleic acid binding. The record is from RefSeq and is a predicted model, not a curated record.